Rotaria sordida is the source of this 787-nucleotide messenger RNA. The record is from the annotation of a GenBank genome assembly. Lineage: Eukaryota; Metazoa; Rotifera; Eurotatoria; Philodinida; Philodinidae.
UUAUCAAAAAGAUUUUGAUCGUAAGUAAUGAAUUCAAUAAAUUUUUUUGUUAAUAUUAAUCGUAUAGGGAAAAUAAUUAGUUUUUUAUUUCAAAACAUUGAAAUACGUAGGUAAUUUGACUUUUUAAAUAUCUGUUAGAAAUGUGUAUAACUAUUCUAAAUUUUGAAAUCUUCUCAUCAUAUUCUAUUUCAUAAGUCCUAAACGGAAAUUUGAUCUAAUGAGGAAAGCUCACUAAACUGACCAAUGGUGAUUGAAUUGAUUUUUUUUUUUCGAUAAGUAAGACUCUGUAAAAUCUGAAAAGACAAGAAUCUUUGAAACUUUUCCCCGAAGUUAUAGCUUCUUUGAUGUGUUUUAACAUUAAAAUUCAUUAGAGUUUUUUGAUAUAAUUAAAUGAAUUAAUUGAUUUGUUUUAUUUUGAGGUGCAAAAUAUUAUAUUCAAUAUGCUAAAGAACAAUUUUUAUUACGUUGGUCAACAUUAAGUCGUUUAAGUGAAUAUGGUCGUAAAACAACAAUUCAAUUAAUUCAACCUUAUUAUGAACUUGAUCAAUUUCUUGUAUUUAUUGAACAAAAUUUACCAUUAUUAAAAUCUCUUGAAAAUCGUUAUUUAACAAAUAAUAAAAAUGAUACAACAACACGAGAUUUAUUUCUUGAACGUGUACAUUAUGAUUUAUUAUCACAAUGGCAAUUACCAGAUGUUAUACGUAGUUCAAUACAAACAUGGGAUGAUAUUGUUACAAAUCGAUCAUUAUUUUUAGAUGUAUGUAUAAAGAAUUUGAUAUUUUUCUAG